This is a messenger RNA of Pieris brassicae (large cabbage white), 1930 nucleotides long. Its product is annotated as elongation of very long chain fatty acids protein 7-like. Gene Ontology annotation, molecular function: fatty acid elongase activity. NCBI's taxonomy places the organism in Eukaryota, Metazoa, Arthropoda, Insecta, Lepidoptera, Pieridae. Gene Ontology annotation, biological process: fatty acid elongation, polyunsaturated fatty acid; sphingolipid biosynthetic process; fatty acid elongation, saturated fatty acid. The coding region runs from base 404 to 1495 and encodes 363 amino acids. Gene Ontology annotation, cellular component: endoplasmic reticulum membrane. The transcript has 9 exons. The record is from RefSeq and is a predicted model, not a curated record.
UAGGACAUAGCAGGGUUGUGAAACGGUUUAGUCGGCAAGUCUGUUCGUGGUUCAGUAGUGAGCGAACGCUGGAACAACCUGCUUUGCCGCGCAAGCCUACGUGACCUUCAGAACUACACACAGCUAUGUUGAUCUCCAUCUUCAUCUACCUAAUCUACUACAUGGUGUACACAGUGCUACUCGCCAUAGCUGGCCUGUGGUGCUUCGAAGACUGCGUCCUCACUGAGGAAGAGGAAUAUGAAUUUAUCAAUCAGCAUCAAGGAAUGCCGUAUUGAAAUGUUUUUGUGACAAUUUGCAAAGCAAACUGUUAACGAGAUUUCUAAGUCUGUGAAUUAAUUCGAAAGUGUUGUGUAGUGAGUGUCAGUGAAUUGGACAGUUCUAGAGUGAACAGAUAUUUUUCAAAAUGACUGGUUUUGUAAAAAUUGCUAUUGAUGACAUCUACUCUGAUAAUAAUUGGACAACAAUUAUUAAUAAAUACUGGCUGCUGGCAGAGAGAGUAUCAGAUCCUCGUGUGCAAGGAUGGUUCCUUUUCGACUCCCCAAUACCAACUCUUGUGAUGGUCCUAUUAUAUCUCGGGUUUGUGCUCGUUUUUGGACCAAUGUGGAUGGCCAAUCGGAAGCCAUUCAAAAUAAAAGGCAUCCUAGUGACCUACAAUGCUGCUCAAGUGCUUCUAUCCAGCUAUAUGUUUUAUGAGCAUUUGAUGUCAGGAUGGUGGGCCGACUACAGCUUGACGUGUCAACCUGUUGACUACAGUAAUAGCGAAACAGCCAAAAGAAUGCUCCAUCUCUGCUGGGUUUACUACUUCUCCAAGAUCUCAGAGUUCGCGGACACCGUCUUCUUCGUCUUGAGAAAGAAGAAGAGUCAAAUCACUUGGUUACAUAUCUACCACCACUCUCUUACGCCAUUCGAAGCUUGGAUGCUGGUUAAGUUCAUUGCUGGUGGUCAUGGAACGUUCUCAAACAUCGUCAACAACUUGGUACACGUUAUAAUGUACGCUUACUAUAUGUUAGCAGCCAUGGGCCCACAGUACGAGAAAUAUUUGUGGUGGAAGAAAUAUCUCACUACCAUGCAGUUGAGCCAGUUCUUCUUGGUGUUAUUCCAUUCAAUAAGCGCCUUGAUCUGCGAUUGUGGAUAUCCAAAGAUCAUCGCGUCAGGGCUUAUACUACAUUCAUCAAUAUUCAUUGUCCUCUUCAUGAACUUCUACAUGCAUGCCUACAAGCCCGAAAAACCGAAACGCCGAGUCGACUCUUGCAACAACGAUAUACCCAGUGACCAUGCUACAACCAACGGUCAUGUUAAAUCAGACGUUAAUGGUCAUGAAUAUAAUUUGAACGGUUCAAUAAAUGGACUAGCUCUUGAUCUAAAUUCUAGAACAAAUGGAAUUAAUGGUAUUGUAAGACAUAAGACUGAGAAUGUUAUUUCGAAGGGAGGUCUGGAGAGCACAUGCGAGAGAAAUGCUAUUGUAAACGGAGAAAUCAAAGAAAAAAUACUAUAAGUAAAAUGGAUAUUGUAAAUAUUAAUCCCAGACAAAUAUGUACUGUGAUUAAAAAUGGACUUUAUUGAAUCAAUAAAACAACGCAGUUAUUGUGAUUAUAUCGGUUGUUAAAAAAACCGAUUUAUAUUUGUAUAGACGCGUUAAUUAGGUUUGGUAUAAGUAUAGAGAAUUUUGUAUCGAACAAAAUCAAUUUGAUCAAACUACCUCACUGCAACAGUUAACGAUCCGUCCAUAUGAGAUUAUUAUAUUAAUGCGUCCCCACUUACGGGGUCUAUAUCCAAAACACUGUCUGUAAUUUCUACGAGUCGUUCCUUAACAGUAGUCACAGUUGAAUAAAUUAUCUUUAAUAGUCAGUUUUAACGGUGCUCAAUACAAUCAUGACUUGGGUAUCGAGUCUACGACUCGUCAUAAUUACGGCUAGUAACCUAGCACAAA